Camponotus floridanus (Florida carpenter ant) is the source of this 1336-nucleotide messenger RNA. RefSeq names its product ubiquitin domain-containing protein 1. Gene Ontology annotation, molecular function: protein binding. The record is from RefSeq and is a predicted model, not a curated record. NCBI's taxonomy places the organism in Eukaryota, Metazoa, Arthropoda, Insecta, Hymenoptera, Formicidae. The transcript is spliced from 4 exons. Bases 137 to 859 code for a protein of 240 amino acids.
GUCUUUUUAAUAAUAUCUCGUCGAGGGAGAAUGCAAUAUGGCUGCGGCGAGAGUUCGAUUGGAUAAGAUGAUGAAAAAUAGCAUGCAGAGUAAUAUUAAAUUUUAGUGAAAUGUUUACUUGUUCCGGUUGUGUAGAAUGGGAGGUUGCAUAGGUAUAACUAGGGCAAGAAAUGCCUCCGUUAACGAUACAUCAGAAAAUUCGACGAGAACUAAUUCGGGAAAUACGAGAAAAAAUCAUCUCCUAUGUCAUGAGGUAAUCAGAUGGAAAUCAGAUGUACCUUUAACCGAAGGUCAAUUAAGAAGUAAGCGAGAUGAGUUUUGGGACACUGCACCAGCGUUUGACGGCCGCAAGGAGAUUUGGGAUGCAUUGAGGGCAGGCGCAACUGCAGCAGAAGCACAGGAUUAUCAGUUGGCACAGGCUAUAUUAGACGGAGCAAAUAUUUCCGUGCCAAGUGGUUUCUUAACAGAAUGUUAUGACGAAUUGGGAACUCGUUAUCAAGUACCUAUUUAUUGUUUAUCCUAUCCAAUUAAUAUUGUAAAGGAAGACAGUGGAAGAGAUUCACCUGCUGAUUGUUCAGAACCAGUUGAUGAAGGUACAGAACAAACUUUGAAGCUUCGACUAUCGACAACCUUAGGAGAAGUUAAACUACCUGUUUAUAGCAAUGACACUAUUGCUAUAGCAAAGAAAAAAUUACAAAAUCAAGAAGGUUUGGAACCAUCGCGUCAGAGGUGGUUUUUCGGUGGUAAAUUAUUGGGUGAUAAAAUGCAUAUAGAAGAAGCAAAAGUGCAACCAGGUUAUGUAAUACAAGUAAUUGUAAAUCCAGAAAAAAUGGAGAACGACUGUGCAAAAGCUAGCUGAAGAAUUUGUGUAUAAAAGUGACAAAAAGAACAUGUAUGUUAUGUUCAAUCAGCAACCGAUAGACUUACUUUUACUCUUUGACAAAAUUCACAUUAAUUGCACGUCAAUGUAUAUAUAUGUAUUUUUUUUAACUGUUUAUAUUUUUUAUCGUUUAACUACAAACAUUGGUAAAAGUGAUAAUUAUUUUAAGACAAUUUGGGCAUAACAGAGUUUUGCAGUAUAAAUUUGUAUUUAGUGAAAUCAUGAAUUAAGUGCAAUUACACUUUUGUUAUUACAUUUUGUUAUAUUUAUUCACAUAAAUUAUUGUGCAAUGUAAAAAAAAUAUGUAAGAAUAGCAUUUAAACGAGGAGAAAGAACACACAGAGAGAGAGAGAGAGAGAAGGAGAAUGCAGAUAUCAAGUACAGAAGCAUAUCUUUACAAAUUUGUUUAUUUUCAAUGAUAUGCUACAAGCAAAUUGACUGAAAAAAAAUACAUUU